GUGCUUAGAGCUUGUAGUACUGCACAUUCAGAAGCUCCGACCUUUUAAGUUCGAAGAGUUUUCGCAUCCAAAACAUAAAUUUAACUAGGCAAGAUGACUAGCUUGGUAUCUGACCUUCUGACCAGUACUGAAGAUCUCCUCAAGACUACUGAUGUGACCAGUACCGAGGAGGAAAGCCAGGUCGAUGUGGAUGCUACCGAAACUGAGAACCAGAAAUUUAAUCCAGUUAAAACAAUUAUACACGGGUUCAAGCACUUCAAGACCAACUAUUACGACAAAAAUCCAGACCUGUUCGCUGAGCUUGCCCUGGGACAAAGCCCCAAGUUUUUGGUAUUUGCGUGUUCGGAUUCCCGAGUGAGUCCCUCGCAUGUUCUUCAUUGCCAACCUGGAGAAGCCUUUCUGGUUCGCAACAUAGCUAACAUGGUUCCUGCUUACGACCAGGUGAAGUACACAGGAACUGGAGCAACCAUUGAGUAUGCUGUUGAAGAACUCGGGGUAGAAAACAUUUUGGUGGUUGGACACAGUACUUGCGGGGGAAUAAAGAGGCUAAUGUCUUAUCCUGAGGAUGGUUCUGAUCCAUUGGUCUUUAUAGACGAUUGGGUUAAAAUGGCUGAAACUGUCAAGGCAAAGGUUAUUGCCGAAGCUGGCGAUGCUGAUUUCUCGGAACAAUGUGAACGUUGUGCAAGGGAAGCAGUAAAUUUCUCAUUGGCAAAUCUACUUACCUAUCCCUUCGUCCAAGAGGCAUACACGGAGAAGAAACUAGCACUUCGGGGUGCUUACUAUGACUUUAUCAAUGGAAGUUUUGAGCUCUGGGAGCAUGGUUCCGACGAUGUCCUUACAGUACCUUAGUUGCUCAAUUUGCAAGUCUGAAUAAGUGACCGCAAAUAAAGAUAGAAGAGAAGAUCGAACUCCAAGUGCUGCGUUUUGUCACAAUGCCUGUAUAAUGUUGCUGCAUUGUUCUGUUUUGAUUUUUCUUAUUGUAUUCUGUCAUUUCUUCUUUAUAUGUACUCCGCUAGCUAGCUUGUUCAAUUUAUAUUUCUUGAAUUCUGUCAUUUCUUCUUUAUUUGUACUCCGCUUUCCUGAGUUGUGAGUUCCUCUGUUGUUUACGAUCGACAACAUUAAUUCACAACCACUUCACUCAAUGCAAUGUUAAAACGCAGACUAAUCGUAUUAUACAAAGGGCUUUCUGACUUUGAAAAUGAAGUAUAUAUAUACAAUUUUGAUCCUAAUUAUUAUCCAUGAUUAACGACAGAAACCAUUCUCUGUCGAAUUGGAAACUUCCGUAUAAUAAAGUCACAUUAGCUAGCCAUUCUCAUGUCAUGUUAGAUUAAUUCCAAUAUACAAAUGUGUAGUGGAUCAUAAUUGAAUUAAGAUGCUUUGAAAGAAAAUGAUGCAUUUGGCCAAUAU
Messenger RNA from Fragaria vesca subsp. vesca, 1407 nucleotides. Its product is annotated as carbonic anhydrase, chloroplastic-like. The transcript has 9 exons. Gene Ontology annotation, biological process: carbon utilization. Gene Ontology annotation, molecular function: zinc ion binding; carbonate dehydratase activity. The record is from RefSeq and is a predicted model, not a curated record. Bases 94 to 849 code for a protein of 251 amino acids. Lineage: Eukaryota; Viridiplantae; Streptophyta; Magnoliopsida; Rosales; Rosaceae.